UGGGUGGAAUGGCAUAAGAUAAAAACUAGAAGUGUAGUUUUAAGAAAAGUGCAAAAAGUUCCGAUCAGCAGUUAAUGAUUCAUUUAAGUGCGUAAAAUGUCGAAAGAGCAACUACUGCCACAAGAUGAUGAUGAUGUUGAAAAUGCCACGGAUAGAAGGAUGCAGAUGCAAAGAAGCAAUGUGCAAGCAGUACAAAUGUUUUUGCUCACCACAUUUCUGUUACUCUUUUUGGCUGGCACAACCCUGCACCCAAAGCCGUUACUUAGAUCCUACCAGUCCAAGCGGGAUGACAACAAAUACGAGUGCAACUUAACGCUAGUGGAGUCCAUUCCCAUUGGUCUUAACUUUACGCCCGGCAGUGUAAAGUUCAUGAGCACCUAUGAUGCCUGGCAACAUUUGUUGGACAAUACAAAGUCCACUCUAGACAUUGGUUCUUUUUAUUGGACGCUGCGCAGUGAAGACACUGAAGGCAAUUUUAGCAGCUCACAGCCAGGCGAUGCCAUAUUUAAGCGUUUGCUAAAUAAUGGUAUAGAUGCAAAGUUCAAGCUGCGUAUAGCACAGAGCGCACCAUCGAAGGUAUCGCCAGAUAUGGAUACGCAGUUGCUUGCUAGCUAUGGCGCCGCUCAGGUGGUUACUUUGGACUUUCCGAAAUAUUUUGGUGGCGGUAUUUUGCACACAAAACUUUGGAUUGUGGAUGGACAGCACUUUUACCUGGGCAGCGCUAAUAUGGAUUGGCGUGCACUAACGCAGGUCAAGGAGCUGGGAGUGCUGGGUCAGAACUGUCCACAGUUGACUAGCGACUUGGCAAAGGUUUUUAAGGCAUAUUGGUAUUUGGGUAGCAAUCCAGAUGCACGCAUACCCAGUAGCUGGCCUUGGGAGUACAACACUAACUACAAUAAGGAACAGCCUAUGACUCUUAAUAUUAAUAAAAAAUAUGAAAUGCAAGGGUAUGUUUCUAGCUCACCACCGCCACUCUCGGCCACAGGACGCACACAUGACUUGGAUGCCAUACUAAACACUAUCAACACGGCGCUGGAGUUUGUUAACGUGGCUGUCAUGGACUACUAUCCUUUGUUGGUGUUUACAUCCAAGCAGCACUACUGGCCGGAAAUAGAUAAUGCCUUGCGCAAGGCGGCCAUAGAGCGUGGCGUAUCUGUCAAGCUGCUCAUCUCCUGGUGGCGACACUCUGACGAAAGCAUGAAACAUUAUCUGCGCUCACUGCAGGAUCUCUCCAUGCUGAGUCGAAAUGUUGAUAUACAAGUGCGUCUCUUCACUGUGCCUGCGGAUGCAGAGCAACUUAAAAUACCCUUUGGCCGUGUUAACCACAAUAAGUAUAUGGUCACCGAUCGUGUGGCAUAUAUAGGCACUUCCAAUUGGUCGGGCGACUACUUUACCAACACAGCGGGCUUGGGUCUGGUGUUAAAGGACACGCUGAAGAGUGCCAAUUCUUCCUUGCGUCGGGAUUUGCAUAAUGUUUUCGAACGUGAUUGGAAUAGUGCUUAUGCAUAUGACUUGAAAUAAGUUUAAGACUGUUAUGAAAACU
Molecule: messenger RNA, 1543 nt
Organism: Drosophila busckii
Lineage: Eukaryota; Metazoa; Arthropoda; Insecta; Diptera; Drosophilidae
Gene: Pld3
Product: phospholipase D3
Exons: 2
Coding region: 97-1521 (474 amino acids)
Molecular function (GO): catalytic activity
Source: RefSeq, a predicted model, not a curated record